UCGCUGCAUCAGUACCCUGGACAGCGCCGGCCACUACUGCUGCUGCUGCUGCUGCCAGUGUCGGCAACACGCAGGCGGAAAAGUAACCUGCACUUCAGACCACUGGGCAUGAAGCAAGCAUUCUCCAAUGGGGCAGGGGCGUCCAAUGCAUUGACCAUCUAGUGCUCCAACCAAAGCAAUUUAUAACGUGCAGUUCAGCCGCUAUAUUGUUGGGCAUCUCCAAUGCAUUUUUUUUUGAAGUGCAUAAAUAUAGGUUUCUAGCUUUCAGGCUGGAUUUAUAGAGCGGGGCACUACCUAUGGAUGAACUGUCAGCGCACUCUCUCGAUCACAUUGUACGAAGUAGGGGGAGUCCAAUGCUCACCGUGUAUUUUUGGACACUGGAUAGAUUUCCGAUUCUUGCUUGAAAGAAAUAAUUGUUUCGCGUGUUUGAUCUUGAAUGCAACCGUAACGUGGGCCACUGAGAGCGAACUGGGGCCAGUAACUGAUUUAAGGAUUAUUGGAACUGAAUGAUCUCUGCAACGAGCGAUGGCAAAUGAACCAGUCAUUCUCAAUGUUUACGAUAUGUAUUGGAUUAAUGAGUACACAUCUACACUCGGAAUAGGAGUUUUUCAUUCUGGUAUUGAGGUGUAUGGAAGAGAGUACGCCUAUGGUGGCCACCCUUACUCUUUCAGUGGAAUCUUCGAGAUCACACCCGGAAAUGCUGCUGAGUUGGGAGAAACAUUUAAAUUCAAAGAGGCCAUCGCUCUCGGCACUACAGACUUCACCGAGGAAGAUGUUGACAAAAUUAUUGAGGAGCUUGGGAAGGAGUUCAAAGGAAAUGCCUAUCACCUCAUGCACAAGAACUGCAACCACUUCUCUGCAGGCCUGGCAGAGAUCCUGUGCGGUAAGGAGAUUCCUCGCUGGGUGAAUCGGUUGGCUUACUUCAGUUCCUGCAUCCCAUUCCUCCAGAGCUGUCUCCCCAAGGAAUGGCUUACGCCCGCAGCUCUCCAGAGUCACAUCAGCAGCCAGGGCUUAAACAAGGACGAUCAGAGCGACACAGGAGACGAUGAGUCGCCAACCACCUCAGCCUCUGCAACCACCUCAGGAUCUACCAGGACCUGCAGACACACCAGAGUCUAACCACGCCUCUGAACUGUAACUUCUUUGACCCUUUUCCAGUUUUUCAUAUCUGUUUUUUGUAGACUUUCUGUGACAACCUUUACAGCCUAGGUCUGAUACCAAGUCAAAACCCAAUGAAAGGCACAAAACGAUGGUCUGGAAUGAUAACUGAGUGACCUUCAAGAGCUUCACUCCCAGGGGACCUGGGUUGACAAGAAGAUGGUGUUGGAACUUACUUCCCAGACAAUAUUCCAGAGCAUUUUUAGAAUACCUCUUGUGCACAUUUCACCUUGACAACCAACCUUUUAUGUGUAUUGAAAACUGCGGGACAAAAAAAAAAUCUGGUGUUGAUUGUACCGUCUGCUCAAUGAAGACAUCCAUACAGUGUUAACAAUGAUAUCAGAAAGGAAAUAUAUUUAUAAAAACAAUUUGACUUGGAAGCAAAACAAUUCUCUGGCAUUGACCUCAUACAGUUUUCUUGCCAAUUUUUGCUUUAAAAUGUUGUAAUGAGCUUCAGUCAAGCAAACAGAGGAAGGGACAUGAGGAAUGGAUACUGUUGUGCAGACACUGAGAGGCUAAAUUGAUAUGAGGGGCACAUGGACAGAAGGGAGUAUGGCACUGGUGCACGGACUGCAGAGGGACCUAUACUGGCACAUAGGUAGUGGAGGUGCUGUAUGGUACAUGGGCAGUGGGGUCACUAUUCCAGCAUAGUGACAGUGGCUGGUAUUACACAGACAUACUGACCCGAGGACACAUUGUUCAGGAACCUUGAUAGGAGGGAGAAUGGUCCCAGCUGACAGACAGUAGGGGGUGCUUGCACUGACAAACUCAGAAUAAAGGAUGUCCCACUGACACACAGAAAAUGCAGGCACUGUGUUGGCAUAGGACUGUAGAUGAUACCAUUAUUGGCAAACAUAGUAGGGGACAUGGUACUGGCAUGCAAGCAGUAAAAGGAUGCUGUACUGGCUCAACAGGGCACUGUACUGGCAAGCUGACAGUAGGGAAGAUAUUCUGGCACACAGUCAACAAUGCUGUAGCACUGGCAACAGACAGUCAGUGGGAGAAUUCGGGCAAAGAAGAAUUCAACGGUACUGUACAGGAAUGUGGAGAUGUGGAGAGAGUGGAGAGGUGAGAUUGCCAAAGAGAUAUUCAAUGGGCUCUAUACAGGAACACAGACAACAGAUGGGCCACUGCACUACCACAGAGACUUCUGGUGGGGGAGUGCAUUGCCCCACAGACAGUAGACAGACACUGCACUACCACAGGGAUGGUAGGAGGUCUUCACCACACAGACUGAAGGUGAAGCGCUCUACUACCACACAGGCAGUAGGAGGGGGCCUACACUGCCACACAGGCAGAAGGAGCGACAUUGUACUGCCACACAGUUGUUAAGAAGGGCACUGCACUGGUGAACAAAAAGCAGGAGGGCAUUGCAAUACCCCACCAACAGAAGAAGAGAGAAGAGACACUGUACUGCCACACACACACACACACACACACACACACACACACACACACACACACACACACACACACACACACACACACACACACACACACACACAGAGUAGGAAAGCCAAUGUACUGCUGCAUAGACAGGAGAUGUUGCUGUGUCAAAAUCCUAUUUUCCUUGACAAUUUAGAUCUAAAUGUGUGAAAUGGAAAGCCUCAGGUCCAAUGAAGAGUAACAGAUACCGUAGUCAAUGGACUGGAGAUUAUAGUGACCUUGUGAAUCAUUUAUACCACAGUAAUUCAUUCGCAGUGAACACUAGCACGGUGAAUUUCUGCAUUUGAAUCUUGACAUCUUGUGGUUUGCUUUGAGUACAGCAGUUUUGCAUUAAACAUCCUGGAGAUGAAGAA
Pristis pectinata (smalltooth sawfish) is the source of this 2957-nucleotide messenger RNA. Its product is annotated as deubiquitinase DESI2. The record is from RefSeq and is a predicted model, not a curated record. The transcript is spliced from 5 exons. The coding region runs from base 526 to 1119 and encodes 197 amino acids. Lineage: Eukaryota; Metazoa; Chordata; Chondrichthyes; Rhinopristiformes; Pristidae. Gene Ontology annotation, molecular function: deubiquitinase activity. Gene Ontology annotation, biological process: protein deubiquitination.